AUGGAGCACCGGGCUUUGCUGCUCGGCGUGGCGCUGGCCUUUCUGCUGGCCUCUGGCUCCCAGGGCUUGAACCAUGAAGGUCGGCUUCUCCUGGCGCUCAAGAGCCAGAUGAACGACACUCUCCACCACCUCGACAACUGGGACGCGAGGGAUCUAACACCAUGCAACUGGAGGGGCGUCAACUGCUCGUCGGCGCCCAUCCCGGUGGUGGUGUCUCUCGGCCUCAGCAACAUGAACCUGUCAGGGACAGUAGCGCCUAGCAUUGGUGGCCUGUCUGAGUUGACCCUCCUUGAUCUAUCCUUUAAUGGGUUCUAUGGUAACAUCCCUCCAGAGAUUGGGAACUUGUCCAAAUUGGAGGUGCUUAACUUGUACAACAACAGUUUUGGUGGUACAAUCCCCUCUGAGCUCGGGAAGCUAGAUAAGUUGGUCACGUUUAAUCUGUGCAACAACAAGCUCCAUGGCCCGAUACCUGAUGAGAUUGGAAAUAUGGCAUCACUUCAGGAACUGGUAGGAUACAGUAAUAAUCUCACUGGUUCACUACCUCGUUCACUUGGCAAGCUGAAGAACCUGAAGAAUAUUCGGUUGGGUCAGAAUCUUAUAUCAGGCAGCAUUCCUGUUGAGAUAGGUGAAUGUGUGAACUUAACUGUGUUUGGUCUUGCACAAAACAAGUUAGAGGGUCCUUUACCUAAAGAGAUUGGGAGGUUGAUCUUGAUGACGGACUUAAUCCUAUGGGGGAAUCAGCUUUCUGGUGUUAUUCCUCCAGAGAUAGGAAACUGUACAAGCCUCAGCACAAUUGCCCUCUAUGACAAUAUUCUAGUUGGUCCCAUACCUGCAACAAUUGUGAAAAUUACGAAUCUUCAGAAGCUAUACCUUUACAGGAAUUCAUUAAACGGUACAAUUCCGUCUGACAUUGGGAAUCUUUCUCUUGCAAGAGAGAUUGACUUUUCAGAGAAUUUCUUAACUGGAGAGAUACCAAAGGAGCUGGGCAACAUUCCAGGCUUGAAUUUACUCUACCUCUUCCAGAACCAGCUUACAGGCCCUAUUCCUACAGAGUUGUGUGGGUUGAAAAACUUGAGUAAACUUGAUCUAUCGAUCAAUUCACUCACUGGCACGAUUCCAGCUGGAUUUCAGUACAUGAGAAAUCUAAUCCAACUGCAACUCUUCAGCAAUUUGCUUUCUGGCAACAUACCUCCAAGGUUUGGCAUUUAUAGCCGUCUUUGGGUGGUGGAUUUCUCAAACAACAGUAUUACAGGGCAGAUACCGAAAGAUCUUUGCAGGCAAUCAAACCUUAUUUUGUUGAAUUUGGGGUCUAACAUGCUUACAGGGAACAUUCCUCGUGGGAUCACUAACUGUAAAACAUUGGUUCAGCUUCGUCUCAGUGACAACAGUCUGACAGGAAGCUUCCCCACUGACCUCUGCAAUCUGGUAAAUUUGACAACAGUUGUGCUGGGUCGAAACAAAUUUAGUGGACCCAUUCCUCCUCAGAUAGGCAGUUGCAAGUCUCUGCAAAGGCUGGACCUUACAAAUAAUUAUUUCACAUCAGAGUUGCCUCGAGAAAUUGGUAAUUUGUCAAAACUCGUUGUCUUCAAUAUCUCAUCUAAUAGACUAGGAGGAAACAUACCACUAGAAAUUUUCAAUUGUACAGUGUUGCAACGCCUUGAUCUCAGCCAGAAUAGCUUUGAAGGUUCGUUGCCAAAUGAAGUUGGUAGGCUGCCACAGUUGGAGCUGCUAUCUUUUGCUGACAAUAGGCUAACUGGCCAGAUACCACCCAUUCUUGGUAAACUAUCACAUUUAACAGCACUACAGAUUGGUGGCAAUCAGUUAUCUGGUGAAAUACCAAAGGAGCUGGGUUUGCUGUCGAGCUUGCAGAUCGCCCUGAAUUUGAGCUACAACAACCUCUCUGGCAACAUUCCUUCAGAGCUUGGUAACCUUGCACUGUUGGAAAGUUUGUUUCUUAAUAACAACAAGCUGACUGGUGAAAUCCCAACUACAUUUGCUAAUCUGUCCAGUUUGCUUGAGCUAAACGUCUCCUACAAUUCUCUCUCUGGUGCCCUCCCGCCAAUACCGCUUUUUGAUAAUAUGUCUGUGACCUGUUUUAUUGGAAAUAAAGGAUUAUGUGGUGGACAACUUGGUAGAUGUGGACCCCGGUCAUCCUCUAGUUCCCAGUCAUCCAAUUCAGUCAGUCCCCCUUUAGGCAAGAUCAUAGCAAUUGUUGCUGCUGUCAUAGGAGGGAUUUCACUUAUUCUUAUUGCAAUAAUUGUGCACCAUAUCAGAAAACCAAUGGAGACAGUAGCCCCCUUGCAAGAUAAGCAACUUUUUCCAGCUGGUUCUAAUAUGCAUGUUUCUGCUAAGGAUGCAUAUACAUUUCAGGAAUUGCUCACCGCUACAAAUAACUUUGAUGAGAGUUGUGUGAUCGGAAGGGGUGCUUGUGGGACAGUAUACAGAGCCAUCCUGAAGGCUGGACAGACAAUUGCAGUCAAGAAACUUGCUUCUAACAGGGAAGGGAGCAACACAGACAACAGCUUCCGUGCAGAGAUCCUGACUCUUGGAAAGAUAAGACAUCGUAAUAUUGUGAAGCUUUACGGUUUUAUAUACCACCAGGGUUCCAACCUUCUACUCUAUGAAUACAUGUCGAGAGGCAGUCUUGGUGAGCUACUUCAUGGACAAUCAUCUUCUUCACUUGAUUGGGAGACACGCUUCAUGAUAGCCCUUGGAGCGGCUGAAGGGCUUUCAUACCUGCAUCAUGACUGCAAGCCUCGUAUCAUCCACCGUGAUAUUAAAUCUAAUAACAUAUUACUUGAUGAGAACUUUGAAGCCCAUGUUGGUGAUUUUGGGUUAGCAAAGGUGAUCGACAUGCCAUACUCGAAGUCAAUGUCUGCAAUUGCAGGUUCAUACGGCUAUAUAGCGCCAGAAUAUGCUUAUACCAUGAAGGUUACUGAAAAAUGUGAUAUAUAUAGCUAUGGCGUCGUGCUGCUGGAGCUGCUAACUGGGCGUGCCCCUGUGCAACCCUUAGAACUGGGAGGUGAUCUGGUAACAUGGGUAAAGAACUACAUCAGGGACAAUUCUUUGGGUCCAGGGAUCCUCGAUCAAAAUUUGGAUUUACAAGACCAAAGUGUUGUCGAUCAUAUGAUUGAGGUCUUGAAAAUUGCUUUGGUAUGUACUAACUUGUCUCCGUAUGAGAGACCACCAAUGCGGCAUGUUGUAGUUAUGUUAAGCGAGUCUAAAGAUAGGACGAGGGUGAGCUCUGCAUCCUCACCUGCCUCUGAUGAUCCUUCAAAGAAGGAUAACUCAUGA
Miscanthus lutarioriparius is the source of this 3294-nucleotide messenger RNA. The record is from the annotation of a GenBank genome assembly. NCBI's taxonomy places the organism in Eukaryota, Viridiplantae, Streptophyta, Magnoliopsida, Poales, Poaceae.